This is a messenger RNA of Anastrepha obliqua, 2958 nucleotides long. RefSeq names its product leucine-rich repeat-containing protein 15. Lineage: Eukaryota; Metazoa; Arthropoda; Insecta; Diptera; Tephritidae. Bases 60 to 1376 code for a protein of 438 amino acids. Gene Ontology annotation, cellular component: membrane. The transcript has a single exon. The record is from RefSeq and is a predicted model, not a curated record. Gene Ontology annotation, molecular function: protein binding.
CAUAAAAGUCCGUCAUCGUUUUCUCAGUAUCCGACCCACUCACAGCAUCCCACUGCACAAUGAACGUCACCGCUAGCACCAAACCUCAGCUACUACUUUACGCGCUCCUCACAGUCACCUGUAUGUGCGUUGCAGCUCAACUGCCUGUCAUUGGUUCGUCGAGUUGUGGUCCCAACUUCCCCAAGGCCUGUCUUUGCGGACGCGAACUCUAUGAAGGGAGCAUCAGUUAUAUUGUGAACUGCACAAAUACCGGCAUCCACAAUACCAGUGUGCUGGAGUUCAUGCCAGAUGAGGUGGAAAUUUUAAUCUUCACCGGCAACAUUGUACCCGAGCUACCUUGGAAUGUAUUCGGCUCGAUUAAUGAUUAUAAGAAUCUAAAGAUCGUCGAUAUGAGCAAUAAUCAUAUACGCGAAAUACGUGGCAAGUCCUAUCAUCACGUGCAGAAUGUGGAGCGUUUGAUCUUGAACCAUAACAAUUUAAGCAUUUCACGUGACGAUGACGUAAUGAAUCAUCAUCAUCCGCGUGUAUUUUCGAACUUUUUGAAUCUGCAAAGUUUGCAUCUCACAGAUGCAUUCGAUGAUAACAGUUCACCGCAGUUGAGCGAAGACUUGCAUGAUAUUUUCGUUAACAGCCAAUUGGUGAAUUUGCAAAAAUUACAUCUGGAACAAAACGAGAUUACACACUUUAAAGAUCGCAAUGUCUUCUGCGAUCUACCCAGUCUGCGCGAUUUACAUUUAGGCGAUAAUCUACUGAAAGAAAUCAAUUUUGAGGUGCGCUGCUUGAAGAAUCUGCGUUUUCUCGAUUUGGAGCGUAAUAAGUUCGAAUAUGUGAAAACGCAUGAUAUGAUGCUGCUCAACGAAUUGGAGACGCGCUCCGAUCGCACCACCAAUCUCAUAGUCGACUUCAAUCUAAAUCCGUUCGCUUGUGACUGCAAGAUCAGCUCAUUUCACACCUGGGUGCUGUCGACGAAUGUAACAGUACGGAAUAAGAAUACGCUAAUGUGCUAUCGCAACGAUGUGGAACCGCUUCCUAUAAUGGAGCUGAAUAUGGAAGGGUGUGCGGCGGCAGUGGCGGCUGCAACCAUGAUGUUCAACACCGCCGCAGAUUCGCACUAUGGUGGCAUCGGCAUGGACGAGAGUACAAGUGGUGAGGGUGUUAGCGCGACGGCAGGAAGGCCGCACAUGAAUCAACACACAGUGACACUCAUCUUCCUGCUGAUUGUUUUGAGCAUGAUACUGCUCGGACUAGUGGUGGCGCUCGUGUACGUGAGUCGUGAGCGCAUCAAGUAUAUGAUUACGCCAGUUUUCGACAAUGUAGCCAAAAAGGUGCAAUACACAUCGAUCAAAGACGAAGACUGUCCGGAAGUGUAUGUUUAAGGUGUACGAUCACAUUAGCCGGACUAACGAACGAUAAACGAAUGAACGAGUGAACGAUGAAUCGGGCGGCCAUAAUUGACAUAAGAGUUGCGUGACAGUUUUAAAACUUAGGAGCUAAUGUAAAAUGUUGUAUAACCACCAAUUAGUAGCGGCAUAGUUUGAUAGCCACUGUCAGGCCUGUUUAAGCAAAAGCAAUGACGUGGAAUUUAUUACAAACAGAAAGCUUACUUUGUGCCAUUUAAAGACAAAAAAUUAAAACAAAAAAGACGAAGGAGUGAAAGCAGGAAUUAAAAAGACGACAAAAGUUAUAUAUGUACAUAUGUACGUAUAUGUAUGUAGAUGAAAACUUGAGCUAGCAAAAGAAGAAUUUGAAAUGUAUGCAUAUGAAGGAGUGUCACAGGAAUUGUUGCAAACCAUCGUCUAACCAUACACACAUUCAUACAUACUUAUAUACAUACAAACAUGUACACUCAAUCAAACAUAUGUAUGUAUAUGUACAUUAGGAUAAACUAAAAUUACAAAUUUGAAAUUAUUUUCAAAACCUAUUUUUCACAGCAGAACAUGAACAUAUCACAGCAGCAUUUGUAAACAAUAAUAUUUCUAUUGCGAGAUGAAAUGAACAAAAAGAUUGAGGAGAAAAGAAAACAAAAGAAAUAACAUGCAAACUUACAUAUGUAGAAUGAAAGACAUGCAUAUUUUCUGUAGUUUUAAGCGAAAAAUUGUUGCAUUUAAACGAAAAGUAAAAUGGCGUGCAAAAGUCUGCGAAUUUACAAAAUGAGAGCUCAAUAAAAAUAAUAAUUUUUUUUUUUUGCAUUUGAAAACACUGAAAUAGUAGUUAAGAAUAUUUUAGAAAAACUAUAAUUUCAUAUACAAACUGAGCACAAUAUAUCCAUAUCUAUGAAUAAAACUUAUUAUAAUUAAUUUCAAAAUAAUGUAGGUUAAAAGCGCUAAAUUUUAAUUUUAUUGUCAGAAGCAAUGUUACAGUUAAUUAUAGUAGCGUUUGGUAAGUUUUGAUUAAAUUUUAAAGAAAAAGUUGUUGUUGCAUUUACAACACAGUUGACAGUGCCAAGAAAGCCUUGAGAAAUGUGUAAGAAACACAUUUUCAAACUGUUCUAUUUUGUGGAAGAAGUCAUGGGGAAACACUUUUGAUACCUUCGUUUAAUAACUUUUCUCUACUAGCGGUGACCCCUCGGCAGGCAAUGGCAAAGCUUCGAGAGUAUUUCUGUUAUAAAAAACCUCCUCCUACCGGCCAAACACCCAACAGCGCUACAUUCGCUUCUUUAAAGUAAGUUUUGCUUUUGCAGCAGGAUUUUUCUUAGAGUUAACUAACAUGGAAUUUAAAAUAAAAAUUAAUUUUAACUCUUAAAUGUCAAAAUUUUCUUUUCCUAACGAAGCAACUGUGUAUGUAUACUAUUUAAUGCCUUUUCAAUUAUAAAGCACAUUUAUUAUUCGAUAUUUUAGUAAUAUGAGUUUGAGGCAUUUUACACAGUGUGUUGUUGGUUGUUCUCUUACACAGCCGAAAGCAUUUAAGCAAUUCCGAUAUGCUUGAUAUUGAAAUAUGUCGGCAUAUGUAUAUGUAUGU